GGAAGAGGAGGAGCUGCUGCUGCUGCUGCCCGAGGCCCAGCCCGGUCGGAGGGAGGACGGGGAUGCCUCCGGUGUGGCCCCUCCGGCCCUUGGGGCUGUGACCCCCGGGGGAAACUGAGUCACCCCGGCCCCUGGGCGGGCCUGCUUUCCCCCGGUAAAGAUGGCGGUGCGGGCCGGCUGCUCCCUUUAGCCCCAUGACUGUCCGCAACCUCGCCUCCCUCUGUAACAUGGGCACCAAUGCCUCGGCUCUGGAGAAAGACAUCGGCCCAGAGCAGUUUCCCAUCAACGAGCACUACUUCGGACUGGUCAACUUUGGGAACACCUGCUACUGUAACUCGGUGCUGCAGGCCCUGUAUUUCUGCCGCCCGUUCCGGGAGAACGUGCUGGCCUACAAGGCCCAGCAGAAGAAGAAGGAGAACCUGCUGGCCUGCCUGGCCGACCUCUUCCACAGCAUCGCCACUCAGAAGAAGAAAGUGGGGGUCAUCCCGCCCAAGAAGUUCAUCUCCCGGUUGCGGAAAGAGAAUGACCUCUUCGACAACUACAUGCAGCAGGACGCCCACGAGUUCCUGAAUUACCUGCUGAACACCAUCGCCGACAUCCUGCAGGAGGAGAAGAAGCAGGAGAAGCCGAACGGGAAAGCGCGAAACGGUCCCCCGGGCGAGGGCGGGGAGAACGACAAGCCGGAGCCGACGUGGGUCCACGAGAUCUUCCAGGGGACGCUGACCAACGAGACGCGGUGCCUCAACUGCGAAACGGUCAGCAGUAAAGAUGAAGACUUUCUGGACCUUUCCGUGGAUGUGGAGCAGAAUACGUCCAUCACUCACUGCCUGAGAGACUUCAGCAACACGGAGACCCUGUGCAGCGAGCAGAAGUAUUACUGUGAAACCUGCUGCAGUAAACAGGAGGCCCAGAAAAGGAUGAGGGUGAAGAAACUCCCGAUGAUCCUGGCGCUCCACCUCAAGAGGUUCAAGUACAUGGAGCAGCUGCACCGCUACACCAAGCUGUCCUACAGGGUGGUCUUCCCGCUGGAGCUCCGGCUCUUCAACACGUCCAGCGACGCCGUCAACCUGGACCGCAUGUAUGACCUGGUGGCCGUGGUGGUGCACUGUGGCAGCGGCCCCAACCGGGGCCAUUACAUCACCAUCGUGAAAAGUCACGGCUUCUGGCUCCUGUUUGACGAUGACAUCGUUGAGAAGAUCGACGCCCAAGCCAUCGAGGAGUUCUACGGCCUGACGUCGGACAUAUCCAAAAACUCCGAGUCCGGAUACAUCUUGUUCUACCAGUCCAGGGAGUGAGCCCCCGACCUGCCGGACCGCGUCCCGGGGCCGGGGGUGGGGGGAGCGCCGAAGCGGACCCCCGCCGGUGCCCAGGUCCCGACGGCCCUCUCCUCCGACCUCCGCCGGAUGCCACGUGAGCAGCUCCCGGGCUCCUUGCCCCUCGCGGGCAUCUGUGGGUGGCGGCGGCGGCGUGGCCAGCCAGCCUGGGGUUCGGCGGUGGGAGACCAGCGCGGGAGGGACCCCACCCAAGCGAGAGCGAGAACCAUCAGCCUUCCGCCCACCUUCCACUCGAGGACCCGGCGUGACGGCGUUCCCCAAGUCCGAGCCCCCUCAGCUGGGCUCCCUGCUCCGAGCGCGCCUUAGGCCCGUGGCCUUCCGCGGAUCCCAGGAGACGGGAAACGCCGCCAUGACCGUCCCGCCUGGUUGGGGCCGGACGCUCCAGACGUUCCUUCCAAGCCCCCUCCAAGGGGGUCCGGGCGGCCCGCGGGAGCGUGAUCCGGGGCCGACUUCUCCGGGGUGCCCCGGGACCGGUGCAGCAGGAAGCGGAGCCAGGAGGGAAGAGGUGGGGCCGGUUUGGGUGUGGGGCAGAGGAGAAACCUCAUCUCAUUCUAUUUCCUCCUCCCGUUUUGUAUUUCCUGUGUAUUUAUUAGAAGGCCCGUCACCCGGGACCUUUCUCUGCCCAGGGGGCGGCUGCGAUGUGGACCUUUGGCCAGGAUUUUGUUGUGCUCCCCUCUUUUCCUCCUCCCCUCCGACCCCCACCGCAAGUGAUACCUGUAGCGCUUCUGAGUCCAGCACUCGGCUUCCGUCCAGCUGAGGUCCCGGAGUCCUUUAGGCUAAAAUCUACCGUGACCAGGACCUGGUUUUGUCACCUUACCUGCCCUCAGGGCGCCAACCUAGGCUGCAAGGUGGGCUGACGUCCGGCGGGAAGCAGCCCAAGGCCCAGUGGCCUCUAAACGAGCCGGCACUUUAGGCGAGCAAGUGGGUCCCCCCGUCUCCAUCAUUAGAGGCAGGGAUGGGAGCCAGAACGCUGCGAUGCCAGGGAGACCUGCCUUUGUUCAGGAUCCGCACCCAAGGAUCUCCCGGCCUCUCUGGGUUUCCCAAAGGAGCAGCUGCUGGGAUUUACUGAGCACCUCCGGUGUACAGAGCACUAUCCUGAGCACCCGCUGUGCGCACAGCGCGAGAUUGGGUGCGUACUGAGUACGGAGCUCUGAACUGUGCACGUGCCGUGCGCAGAACACUUUACUGGGCAUCUACUGUUUGUGCAGAACACUGUACUGGGCAUCCUCUGUGUGCGAAACGUCGUACGGAGCGCCUGGGAGAGGACAAUGGGAAAUGCACUUUCUAGUGGGAAGAGGACUCGCGUGGAAGGAGCGUGGCCUGGAGGGAGGGGCCAGAUCACGGCCGCUACCCCGUUUGGAGCGGACGACGAUUUGCUUUUGUGGGAAAGGUGAUUAAAAACCCUAUUUGAAUGUC
Tachyglossus aculeatus (Australian echidna) is the source of this 2750-nucleotide messenger RNA. It is a transcript of the gene USP46, whose product is annotated as ubiquitin specific peptidase 46. Gene Ontology annotation, cellular component: cytosol; nucleus. Gene Ontology annotation, biological process: protein deubiquitination. The record is from RefSeq and is a predicted model, not a curated record. Lineage: Eukaryota; Metazoa; Chordata; Mammalia; Monotremata; Tachyglossidae. Bases 195 to 1295 code for a protein of 366 amino acids. Gene Ontology annotation, molecular function: cysteine-type deubiquitinase activity; cysteine-type endopeptidase activity. The transcript has 9 exons.